Molecule: messenger RNA, 701 nt
Organism: Cylicostephanus goldi
Lineage: Eukaryota; Metazoa; Nematoda; Chromadorea; Rhabditida; Strongylidae
Source: the annotation of a GenBank genome assembly
AUGUUCAGGAAAGUACAUGUGGACCCACUGGCACGAGAAACUAGUGAAACAAGGAAACAGAAUGGUGGAGCAACUGACGACGUGACCAGCUAUAAAAGAAAACUCUUUCGUAAGCAACAGUCAAAAACUAGUGUUCUUACGAAUGCAUGUGUCUCAAAAAGAAGUCGUGGUAGUGCGGUGAGCGUUGAUCUGGAGAUGGGGGAGAGGAAGAAAGAAAAGGACAGGAACAGUGAUGCUGAGGAGGACAAAGUUUUUAAAGAAAUCACCGACUCAAGGGCAGAAGGCUUUGAUGCGGACGAAGACAGCACUCCAAAAAGAUUAUCACAUAUUUGCGAGUUGACGAAACAAUACAAGGAUGCUAUAAGAGCAAUACGAAAAAUCAAAUACUUUGUCGCUCGAAGACGUUUUCAGCAAGCCAGGAAACCUUAUGAUGUUCGUGACGUGCUCGAACAGUAUUCUCAAGGGCAUCUGAACAUGAUGGUCCGUAUAAAGGAAUUGCAACGAAGAUUGGACCAAACACUCGGUAAACCCGGUCAAGAUCGGGCAUCUCGAACUUCGAUGGGUGGAUCGACCACGAUAGGCGCACGGUUAUCACGAAUUGAAAUGCAGGUACGAGAUUGGCUCAUACAUUUCUGCCAUCUCAGGAAAAAGUGGGAGACUUGUUACAGUGGGUCCCAAGCUUUUAUAGCACUGCAAUAGUA